Messenger RNA from Penaeus monodon (black tiger shrimp), 2543 nucleotides. RefSeq lists its product as uncharacterized. Gene Ontology annotation, cellular component: membrane. Gene Ontology annotation, molecular function: calcium channel activity. The record is from RefSeq and is a predicted model, not a curated record. Lineage: Eukaryota; Metazoa; Arthropoda; Malacostraca; Decapoda; Penaeidae. Bases 88 to 2289 code for a protein of 733 amino acids. The transcript is spliced from 8 exons. Gene Ontology annotation, biological process: calcium ion import across plasma membrane.
UUCAUCAUCCUUAUCCUUAUCAUUCCUUAGAGACUCUAACCAUCCUAUCUUCUUCCACAGAACCAGUUCCUCAAGCGACUGGCUAUUAUGUUACUGCAACUCAUCUUACUAAGCGGGGCUGUGUAUCUGAGACCGUGUUAUUGCGGACCCAAAAACAUCUUGAGAUCUGACCCCGAAUUCCGUAAAAAACUGUGGGACAACUUCUUUGGCAACGAAAUCGAAGACAUCUCGAGGUACUGCUUCGAGGCAGGCACGCUCAUGGGGGUCGUGUACGUUAUUUUCCAGCAGGGCGAGGAAAUCAUGAACCAAGGACUGGUGUCGUUCAUGAGGGGCCUGGUCGGCAAUGCCCCGAAGGCCAUCUUCCUCUUCUCGAACCUCCUGAUCAUCCUCGCCGUACCCUGCCGCGUCCUGUACUUCUUCAAGGUCGACCUUGACCCGGUGUUCCGCGUUCUCGAGGAUGAGCUCAUGGCCUAUGCUGUGGCCGGGUCGUGGUUCAUGCUCAUGUUCUUCGCCGGCGCCCUCAAACUCACCGGCCCCUUCGUGGUGAUGAUUUACAAGAUGAUUUCCGGAGACAUGUUCACCUUCUCCAUCGUCUACGUCAUCAUGCUGUUGGGUUUCUCGCAGGCGUUUUACUUCCUGUACAAGCAUCCGAAGCAAGAUAAGGACAGCAAGUACAUUAAUUUCGGAAGCACUUGGAUGGCGCUGUUCCACAUGACUCUUGGGGAUUAUGACUACACGGCCAUGAACUUCAACAUCUACAGUGGCAUGAGCAAGUUCGUGUUCCUCGUGUUCACUAUCAUGCUGCCCAUUAUGUUGCUGAACAUGUUGAUCGCUAUGAUGGCCAACACAUACAGUACCGUCAUCUCUAUGUCGGAAAAGGAAUGGGUGAAGGCAUGGGCCAAGAUCGUCAUAGCCCUGGAACGCGCCAUAUCCCAGGAGAAGGCGAAGACGUACCUCUACAUGUACAGCCUCCCUCUGGGCGGAGGCGGCGACGGAGGGGAGGAAGCCCUCGGGGUGAUGGUUAUCAAGAGCAAAGACAAGACCAAGGCGAAGCAGAGGAAGGGAGCGCUCAGUAACUGGAAACGCGUUGGCCGAGUCCGUGGGCCUCGCCAAAGGGCCCCCGGGGAAAAUUUUUCUCGCAGGGAAAUGUGGGGCCUCCAGACGGCAGCCUCCACGCCCGUCAAAGGGCCGACCAAGAAGAAGGGCGGGCCGGGCAUGUACGGCAUCGCGGGCGUGGGCGGCGGCGGCAGCGGCGUCGACAUCAUGGGCGACGCGCUCAACCAGGCCAUGUUCGCGGCCGACAUGGACGGCGACGGCAUCCCCGACAACGGCUUCGGCGCCUUCAGCGGCGCCAUCGACCAGCUGGCCUUCACGCACGACCUCGACUUCUCCGGCGACGGCGUCGACGACGACCCGCUCAAGGCCAUGGGGCCCGGAGGCGCGGCGCCCCCGGGCGGAGCGCCGCGGCCGCCCGGCGCCGCGCCCCCGCCCCCGCCCAAGAAGAAGAAGAAGAAGCCCGAGGACGGCUUCGACAACCCCGCCUUCAUCGACGACGAGGAGCUGCUGCUGGCGGCGGCGCUGGGCGGCCACGAGUCCGACGACUCCGACGACGCCGACAUGCUGGCGUCGCGCCGCCUCGCGCAGCCCAGGAUCGUCAUCCAGGCGGAGACGGUCACGGCCGCCCCCGCCGUGGCCGCGCCGCCGCCCGUGGGCCCCGCGGCAGCCAAGCCCUCGAAGCCGCCGCCGCAGCCGCCCGUCGACGUGAACGCCCUCGCGCGGCCGCGGCUGCCGUCCGCCAAGAUGCGGCGCAUCGGCUCGGCGCGCAAGACGCCCUCGCGCUUCACCAUGACGUUCGACGACGGCUUCGGCGCCCAGAAGGCCAAGGGCGCCAAGGUCGGCGACGCCAAGGUCCUCGGCGCCGCGCCGCCGCCCGAGGGCUCCGCCGCCAGGGAAACUAAGGGCAAGGGAAGCCUCGAGGCCGACGCGUCGCCGCCGGAGGAGGACGCCUCGGGCGAGAAGUGGGCCUCGAAGCCCCGGCGCAGCAGCAAGAACAAGGUGGCGCCGUCGGGCAGCUCGGAGGAGAGCGUCGAGGCGGAGACCAAGGACGACUUCGACGUGGGCCUCCAGUCGGGCGCCGACUCCACGCGCGAGGAGGUGCGGGCCAAGGAGAAGAAGGAGCGCCCCAAGACGUCCGUGGCCAGCCAGAAGAUGAAGAAGCGGGCCACGGACGACGUCGGCAACAUGAACAGCAUCCUGCCGUGGGACAACGAGGACGGCGACAUCAAAUAGACGUCCCUGACGCCAGGGGCGCGGGCGCCAGAGGCACGGGACGCGAAGGCGAGGGCGCGGGGACGCUGACAUCAAGAAGACGCCGGCGGAGGUACGGGGACAUCAAGCAGACGUCUCGCAGGGGAAGGAGGCGUCGGUAAAGCUAUCCAGUGAGCGUCGCAAAAGGGGGAAGGAGCAGGCGAAGUCAUGAGGACGGUGACAUCAGGCAGACAUCAUAUGAAAGGAAGGACGAGAACAACGAGGACACAGGGAGA